This is a messenger RNA of Amblyraja radiata (thorny skate), 1578 nucleotides long. RefSeq names its product myozenin-2. Gene Ontology annotation, cellular component: Z disc; actin cytoskeleton. The coding region runs from base 257 to 1060 and encodes 267 amino acids. NCBI's taxonomy places the organism in Eukaryota, Metazoa, Chordata, Chondrichthyes, Rajiformes, Rajidae. The transcript is spliced from 6 exons. The record is from RefSeq and is a predicted model, not a curated record. Gene Ontology annotation, molecular function: telethonin binding; FATZ binding; actin binding.
AGAGGCAACAAAGAUGUCUUGAACUAAAUAUAAAUCUGAUGUAGGGUGUGCAGGAACUUGGCAUCCUCAGCUCCCACUUCUGGGACUGGCCGGGAGAGAUUGACAGAGAGGAAUUAGGACCCGCACUCAUUUCCCGGAGAGCGUGGGAGAAACCAGGAGUGUGUAUUGGAAGAGAGUUAGAAGGCAAACGAAAAGGAGAAUUAAUAAGGAGGGGUUUACCAAAGGUCAAAGCAAAGCACCGGAGUAAACGUUGGGAAUGAUGUCGCAUGCUUCCCUAAUACGGGAGAGGAAGGAGAAGGCAUCGGCCAUCGCGAGGGAAGCCCAUGGGGGAGCAAUAGUGCAACUUGACCUGGGCAAGAAGGUGAGUGUUCCCCAGGACCUGAUGAUGGAGGAACUCUCCCUCUUCGCCAACAAGGGAUCCAAGAUGUUCCAGAUGAGGCAGAAGAGAGUCGACAAGUUCACGGUGGAAGGGGUAGGAGGAGCGCCAGGAAGGAGUGGCCUCGGUGGCAUGAACGCUGCGGGAUAUCCUGGCCCGGGACACAUGAACGUUGAUGGGAUGAAGGAAAACUACCGGUCGGAGGUCCACAUCGCCCAUCGCGGCAAGCAUCCUGGCCCGGCCGUGGCUCCAAAACCCUUCGGCAGGCUCUCCGCGGCCAAGAACAUCAACGUCGUGCUGAACCCCAGCAUCAUCGCUCCAGGUUACUCCGGUCCGCUGAAGGAAAUCCCACCAGAGAAGUUCAACAUCACGGCCAUCCCGAGGUCAUACCAGUCGCCCUGGACAGAGGACCUGGGAUACCAGGACCAUCUCAUCGACAUGAUGAUCAAUGAGCUUCCAGAAGCCCCUCCGAACCCCAAGCUCCAAACCUACCGGUGUUUCAACAGAGCUGCCAUCCCGUUCGGAGGCUGCGGGAGGCUGUUCUCAGUGCCGGACCUGGAGAACAUGGAGACGCCGGAGGAAACCGUGGCCCCGGACGUCAGCCGCCUUACCAACAGGCCCAGCUUCAACCGCAGAGCCCGCGGCUGGACCGGGCCACCCCUGCCUGAGUCCGCCGACCUCUGAGCAGGAAACACUGCCAGGAACAGAGGGGGGUGAUGCUGCGGUAGUGAGGGAGAGGCCCACACUCACUCACACACACACACACAUAUCCUUUCACAUUCAUAUACUUGAUCACUCACUCCCCUCCCCAUCACAUGCUCCCUAUCCCUCUCUUCCUCUUUCACACCCAUUUACUUUCUCUCUCACACUUUCAUACACUCACUACCCCUCACACACACCCCCUCCCUCCCACUCCCCCAUAUACACUGACAGCACAUACCUCGAGAAUCCCCUUCACUUUAACUCCACACAAUUGCCCUGCACUGGCAAAUCAGACGCCACACACUUAGAGUUAACCUAACACAUAUUAAAUAAUCGUAGUCUUCACUAGAGAAACGUUAGUUUCACGUUGCUCUUGGAAUGUGACAGUCACUAGCGCCCUGUGUUCCUACCGCUCAGGUAAGAAAUAAACUUGCCAUUGACGGAAUUCACAAAUCGUCAUUAAAAUUUGUAACAGUUAAUAAAAUUUUGCAGAUACAAAA